AUGGUGGAAUCAUGGCUGAAACCCUUUCUCCAGCACGCCUCCAGCAGCCCAUCUUCUGCUGAUUCCUCACCUUUAACCCCAUCCCUCACGUCCGCACCAAAUUCCGCCGCACCCGACUCCUCUCAACCCUCGGAUAGCCCACCCCACCGCUUUCCAUCGGGCUCUGUGCGCGCGGUGCACAUCUCGUGGAUCGAGUCAUGGCUGCUGUCGACACGACCCAUUCGAUCCUGGCUGCUCAGCAGCUUGCGUGGAGCUGAGGCCAAGCAGCACGCACGCCUGGCAGAUGCUGCUGAUUCAGAGGGCGUUGAUGGGGUGUUGACAAAUGUGUAUGCAUUUGGUGAUACAUGGGAGUUCAGAAAGAAACUGGGCAUCGUAAACAGGCUCACAGGUUAUGCAUUCCUCGUGGAUGCCAAAGGUCGUGUUCGGUGGCGUGCUUCAGGAACAGCCUCUGAUGAAGAAAUAUCUUGUAUGCUUUCUGCAACCCAUAAACUCAUGAAAGAAUGA
Messenger RNA from Closterium sp. Naga37s-1, 504 nucleotides. The record is from the annotation of a GenBank genome assembly. Lineage: Eukaryota; Viridiplantae; Streptophyta; Zygnematophyceae; Desmidiales; Closteriaceae.